This is a messenger RNA of Porites evermanni, 10388 nucleotides long. The record is from the annotation of a GenBank genome assembly. Lineage: Eukaryota; Metazoa; Cnidaria; Anthozoa; Scleractinia; Poritidae.
AUUUGUUGUUGUUGAUGACUUCGCGGAAGAAAGUCCUUGUUUACAAAUACUUGUUGAAUCGCCAGGUUUGUUGAGUUACUUAUUUCUUUUGCUACAUUGUCUGUUAUAGCUCUAAUUAUGGAUAUUUUAUUUACGUAUUUGAAGUCUACUUUACUCUAAAGUACGUUGCGUCAGUUACUCUCUGUCACUUGUCAUGAAUCGAUCAUCAAGCUAAUUUUCCGCCCGUUAUUUAAGUCUCAAGUCGAUGCUUUGUUAUGUUUGUGCCUUCUAUUAUUUAAUCUCUAUCUCAUGUAAUCUUCACGCCAACAACACACAACAGAAUAUCAUACACGUUUAAACAAUGUGCAUAGCGGAAGUGCGUUGUCACAUUUGAUUUGAAGUAAACAAGAGAGACAUCCUUUAUAGAGAGGAGAAGUGUGACGUCACGUUAGCAUGGUAGGAAAAUUUUUGGAUCCCAACAUUAAGCAACGUUGACAGUGUCGGUAACAAAAACAGGAAAAAAGCAAUAUGUUUAGAUAGCAAAACAACAACUUUGCAUGUGCAUCAUGCUUUUUUGUAUUCUUAACUGUUGUUGUACGACUACAACGUGAAACUUCCUAAUUUCACGCACCUGCUUUAUAAAGUAGGUGAAAACAACACAAUUUUUUUUCUUUUUCUAAACUGAAAUAUGGUCCCAGUACUCAACACUAACUUGUUUGGACACUAGUAGCUAGGCAGUGGGCUAGCAAGUGACAUAAAUCACUAGCCCACGAGGUGAAGUCACUGGUCAAAAGAAAAAAAGAAAGCCCAAAAAAAUAUAUACCCAGUGUGGGUGUGGAACCACUAUUUCCUUCCGGUGUCUAGUCUCCUCCCGUAUCUUGUUUGUUUUCAAUUCUUUAUAAAUACAGUCAAUACGUUUUUUGAAAGUCCAACUUUAAACUGGUAAAGGCAAAAAACAGAAAUUUUCUGUUUCUGCGAUAAAAGCAUAGUUGCAAUUUGCUAAUCUGCUUAGCGCUACUGUUUGAGUUCACACACUGCUACAAGUUCCACAAGAAAUUUUUCUGCUAAUGAAUCCCAGCCAAGGAUAUGUUUCUUUCAACCUUUGGGGAUCUAGAAAACGAUGACCUGCAUCUCUUUCUCUUCAUGCUGUGUGUGGUCCUUUGGAAACAACGUACAAAAAACUGCAUAAGAAUCAUUGGCCAUUGAAGGAUGCUUUCUCGUAGAUGCGCGAAAAAAUUUCAAAAUGGAGUGAUGUGAUGGAGUUCACCCAGCCCAGGCAUAAUUCCAUUUCCAACACGGCAAUCGUUUUGCAAGUCAAUCAUACAGUUAGGUUUUACAUUUAAUACUCAAGGUAAAGAAAACCUAAGUACUGAUGAAGCAUAUUAAAAAAAAGAAUGUCCCAAGUUAUAGACUGAAGUUCUUCAAAUUUAUUUUGUUUACUAAAGGAACUGGUCUAAGGGCUAGUAGGAGUACAUUUUUGCUAGCCCAGCAUGAAGUUUCACUAGUCCUGGGUUAGUCAGGACUCCCGUUAGUGUUGAGCACUGGGUCCUUUUAGCCUGCGAAAACAUCCGUUUCUCCUCACUCUACGCUGCUGGGGACGUUUCGUGUGGAGGAAUGUCUGCAAUUCAGCGGCAGAAAUUCCAUACUGAUGACGUAAAUCAAUGUUUAUGUAAUAAAUCUGGUAGUCAUGGGGUUCCAAAUACAAAUUUGACCAAUUUUACGUGUCUUUCUGGUCGAUUUAGGUAAAGUGUUGUGUUCAUCUGCCAACGAGCUCCAGCAAAACUCAAAUGCUUCUUCAAGAGAAGACUAUAUUCCACAAAUAUUGGCUGUUUUGUUUGAGAUUCUUCGCGUUUACAUCCCGGGUUUACAUUUGACCUUUGUGGCUUUUUGUCUGUCAUUCGUAAACAAUAGCUAAAACAAUGUAACUACUCAGUCGACCGACCAGCGCUUCUGACCGGAUUCUGGACAGAUUUUACGUCAUCAGUAUGGAAUUUCUGUCGCUGAGUCGCAGACGUUCCUCCGCGCAAAAUGUCCGCAGCGGCGAAGAGCGAGGAGAAACAGAUGUUUUCGCAGGCUAGGUCCUUUUGGAUUCAACCCCACAAAAUUUAGCCAAUAUUAAUUUUGACAAAUUAUCUGAAACUGAACAAGAUCGAUGAAGUCUGAAACAGUGCGAAUUCUUUUUUUAAAUUCAUCAACAUUUUUCGAUUUGUUGUCAUCCAGAAAAUUUUUCUACCAUAGCAACAUGACGUAAUGACUUCUUCUCUCUAUUGCGGUAGAUGUACCUUAUUAGAUUCAAUUAGGUGAGUGAGCUGAUCAAGACGAAUCUAUUGAUCUGUUCCUAGCUGCAAGUUAUUGCAAAUUUAUUGAAUAUCAAUUAUUAUCUUAACCAAUUUGUUUUAAUUUGUUUUUCUUUCCAAUUAGAGCGUUGCAUAGAGUUAUUGCAUUCAUCCAUCAAAAUGAUGUCCAGAUUGAUUUUUGCCAGACUACCUCAGACUUCUUCUACUGAGCAGUUCUCAAGCCCUCUGAUGAAAGUGCUUUGGAAAGUAAUGAUGGUAGCUGGGUGAGGAAAAAAUUAAAUAAAUCUUGGUGAAUACGAUACAGUAAACACCCCUGUAUCAGAACCCCGGUUGUUUUUUCCUACAACAAACACAGGUUAUAAAAAGUACAUGUGUAAUGAAGACAACUAAAAUUUUCCAUGUACCGAGUACAUGAGUUGUCAUAACGUAUAUAUCGCAAGCAGUAAUUGGCUGAAAUGAGGCUUUUUUUCCUUUUGAAUUUUCAUAAUAUGUAGUUUGGCCGGAAUUAAUAUCAGCAAAACCAGUCUAAACAAUUUGGGUUAUCCCACAAAAAUUUUGGCAAAGCAGGAAAAAUCAAUGCCAUAGAGGGAAAAUAUUUAAUAUAAAAAUUUUAUUUAUUAAUUAACAUCUAUGAUGUUCUUCACAACAAUAAUGAUUACAGUGUUCUAAAAAACUGCAAGGUAAAUAUUCCAUGGAGUAAUUAUUAAUAAAGUUUGUUUAUUACUCAUCUAUUGGCAGAGUUGUUAUCUAUGGCUCACAUGCAAUACUGAUCAACUUGUGUAAAAAUGACCAAGGAAAGAUUCCAUUCAGCUCAGCAUCAGUGGUGUUGUUAAGCGAAGUUAUCAAGGUUUGACAUGAGAGUAACUAACCUGUAGUCAAUCCCUUCAUGAUGAGCUAGUGUCUGCAGUAUACAUAGCUUAAGCCUUUAAGUUCCAAGUAUGGCCAAAAACAAUUUUCUCCUUACAAUGUCCAUACAUAAACAUUAGAGAAUAGGUUAUGAGAGUAAAUAAGGUGAUCACCAAAUGGAAAAUGCUUUGAUCUUUUAUCAAGUUCUCUCUAACUAUUUUUAGGAUAUGUAUGGAUACCACUCUGGAGAAUUUCUAUAAUUAUUGAUGUUGGGUCUUAGAGGGUUAAGAGUUUGUAAAUACAUGUAUAGUAGCAGCGCAUGAGGUGCCAGAUAAGGAAUUUCUUCAGAAACUUAAGUACCUUCUAACUGAGAAACUAGUCCCAGCGUCAUUGGAAAUUCCCUCUUCACUGAAUCAGAAGUUCAAGGGAAUUCCGAUUAAAAGCUUCUUAACUGGGCGGGCACUAAGCUGAAAGUGAGUACCUUGGAAAUCCCUCCACUCGUCACAGGUUGUGAACUUUUCCCAAAGUACAUAAUUAUCCAUUUCUAAUUGUGUUGGCAAUUAUGGAGAAUUUAUCGUGGGAGCACACACUUAAUUGACCAUUUAUUACUUGUUUUAGUUUCUCUUUUCAGUGAUACUUCUACUGCCUGAGAUGUGGCGUGGUGCUGUACACUAUCCACCAAUAAAAACAGUCGUUUUCUUCUCUAUCCCUGCAUUUCUUUACUGCAUCAGUAACAACACUGCUGUUCAUGUGCAGGUUUACUUGGAUCCAGCCAGCUUCCAGGUACAGUCAUACUCAAUUGCUUUGUUACUACACUUUUCAACUGGCAACUUCACAUAUAUAAUUCUUUGUACCCCAUUUUAACAAAUUAUGGGGAGGAGAGUUAGAACCAGGAACCUCAUGUAAAUGCUAGAAAACCGGGAAGAACAUGUAAAUGUUGCAGGUCAAAUUACAUUCAGGUUUAAAUUUCAACCUAGGGUGAUUUUUGAAUAAUUACAAUUGAGGUUAGGAAACAAAGGAGAUUGAGAAUCAACCUAGCAUAAGCAAUUUCGACCUGAAUUUAACUUUGACUUGUUACAUUAAACAUGACCUUUUUUUCUGAAAAUGCAGGCAGUGAGGGUGUUUUCUUCUUGUGGUUAGGAUGCUGGUUAGGUUGUCUUCCAUGAAACGAAGUGAAAGUUGCUGGAGUGGUUGUGGUGUGAGGAUGGUAUUGUGUGGCUGCAGGCCAGUCAAUGACUAUGCAAACAUCACCCUGUAGUGUCUAACCUGAGGUGCCUGUUUUCUUAGGGAGAAGGAAGAAAUCUUAAGGAUGUGUCUGAAAGGGAGAAAAGGCUUUCCCCUUCGUACUUUCCCCUGGCUUGAUAAUAACUUGCACCUGCUACAGUUAAGAGUUGGCCAUCAGUUUUUGGGGGAGGUGCUCUUAAUUUUGUCAACCAUGUAUACAGCUACAUUUUUGGAAGAAGAAGUACCGUCACACUGCUUACUUUUGGAAACUAACAUAUUUAACAAACCAAAGGGGGCGGGGGGGGGGGAGAGCUAGAUUGGGAGUAGAAAAACCCUUCAAAAGCUAGAGGCAUGACAGGCAACAUGCAAAUGUAAUGGCCUGACUUUAAGGGAAAAGCUGUAAAAAAACACGUGAAAUCCUGCAAAGCAAUUAGGGAACCCCCACAUAUCUCUUACGAGAGGCUGCUAGCCAGCCUUGGUGGUGAGUUUAACUUAGCCUUAAUUUCAUUCAGCCACAUUUAAAAUGCACCAACAGAGAUGAGAGUGGAUAGAGGUGCCUGUGAGGCUGGCAGAGCCUGGAAGUGCAGCCAAGUGCAGUGCAUAUUAAACCUUGGCAACCUCCUAAGAGUGGCGUCCAUUCAAACUCACAGAGUUUGGUUGUGUUUGGAGAACACAGGGCUGGCCAACAGGGUGGACAAGGGACCAAAAGCUCCCCCCCCCUUCCCCCCAAUAUAGGGUCCUGGCGAUACCAUGAUAAGCAACAAGAUCUUGAUGCCUAAACUUAGAGCGAAUCAAUUUUCUAAACACUCCGAGGGAAGACGAAUUCCUUAUUAUUGUUUUUGUUUUUAACAGGUGCUAUGUAAUUUCAAGACAGGAAUUACUGCAAUUUUGUAUUGGCUCAUAAUCAGAAGGUACUGACUUCUCUUCAUUCCUGAAUGGCUGGAAGUGAGACUUUUAGUAUUUGAAGAGGGAUUGUUUUUAUUUUAUGAGUAAUAAUAUUAUUCUGUAAGUUUUGUAGUGAGUAAAUAAUUUUAAUAAAUUGUGAAACGUCUCAACCUUUGAACAAGUAUGUAUUUCAUUGUUGUUUUAAAUGUUUGUUUUUGCAUUCCAGGAACAUCUCAGAGAAGCAGUGGACUGCUCUUGGUCUCAUCACUUUAGCAGGUUGCUUUAACAGGUUAGUCAGUAGACCCUACAGGAGCUGUCAAUAGAAAAUUGCCUUCCAAUUCAAAUUAUAUUCAGAAAUUUUCAUCCAGCCAAAGUUGUAAGAGACAAAUCUUUACGCUUUAUAGACAAAGCUUUUCAACACAGAGCGCACUCUCUCUCUCUCUCCAGGUGGGAUGCUUGCCUUGUCCCUGUACGGCGUCUUUCCAUGCCUUCUCGGUCAAUGUAUUUCGGUGACGUAUCCGAGACGUAUCUCAAAACUUGCUCGGACCACGUGACCCGAAACGUAUAGGCCGGGGGGCAUAAUGAGGCCUAGGGACUAGGAAGUGGGAUGCUACUUCUUCAAAGUUUGACCUCUACUUUUUCUAUCCAGCAGUAUUGAUAAUACCUUAAAUGGUACUUAAUUUCGCCAUUUUUGCGAGACAGUAUUUUGCGGGGUUUUAAACUGGAACAAGCAAAACACUUAUUUAUAACGUGACUUUUAAAACUGGAACGAAGGAAAACCCAUUUUUGAAAAUUAAAUUUUUAGUUUGUUAACUCAGGGGCCGAUUACUAGUUCUCGACCCCUGGUUAACUUUAUCUGACAACAAAAGAUACAAAAUGGAAGUGGUGUAUUUGUUCAUGGAUAGCUAUGGAUUUCCCAGAUAAUGUACGUACAUAACAUCUUUAUUAGCCUAGGGACCCAGCCAAAUACUUUCACUUGCAUUUAAAUCCUUAGCAACCCUGCAUGGUAUUGUCUAAUUCGGGUACAUUCCUCUGAUGGGUUUAAAAAAUGUUUCUCUCAGCUAUGGAGGAUUGCAAACAUCGCAGGAUAUCAUUCAAGUACGGAACAACUCCACCAAUGUUGCGAGACAUGUAUAUGUCACAGUGACUGGUCUCCUGCUUAUGGUGUUUUACUGCACAAUGUCCGGCUUAGCUGGCAUUUCAACAGGUAAAUAUUCUCAUUUUGGAACAGAAGUAACAUUCCUAAAACACUUUGGAGCAACUUAAUUUUAACUAACAUUUUGUUUUGAACGAGAUAAAAAAAUCAGUUAACAGAAGUGGAAGUUUUUUUUCGCUAAGUCAUCGUGAAGUGAAAGGUGGACUGUCUUGGUCCCAUGGAUUUGAAUCAGAAGUGAACAUUCAUCGAUCAUAAGUCACAGGUGGCUGACACAAAUAAAAAAACCUUAAUAAGCUCUUUGACUAAGAGACAGCUCUCAAGGACACUUAUUAACUUUAUUCAGUAAAAUAACCUUUCGAAGGAGCAAAUGUGGCCUAGAAAUUUCUAAAACGCUGUCUCUAGAGUAAAAGGCUAAAAUAUUCUGGAUAACCGUUCCAUUCGUCUAAGAUAUUCGGAGUUUUGCUACCAACUUACCUACGAUUUUCGGAGUUGUAUUUUUCACUGUUUAUUGCCAAUUUAUUUGUUAAAAAAAGGCCCCGUGGAAAUUUCGGUCUUAAGACAAAAUGCCCGCUAGAAUCUUUUAAAGGACGUACGGCGACGCCACACCCUCGAACGUUCGACCGUGCCCAUGAGGGAAGCUAACAGGUCUGGAUGAGACGAAAAAGCCGUUCGAGACAACCGAAGUUCCCCUAAGAGAUCCGAACAGAUGAACAGUGUUUAUGGCAGCUCGAAAUUGACCGAACUGGCUUCCAUGGCCUAGAGAAAACCAUUUGAGACACUUCUGACGCAUUUGGAAACAUUUUCGGUCGUUGGGUGCCCUUGAGCUCUGCAAAGCAUUGAUAGGACAGUCUCCAAGAUUAACAGUUACUUUAAAACGUCUACUGAGGUGAAGUGUGUUGUAGUAGUGAAAAAUUCCGUAUGAGGGGCUUAUAUGUAGUGCUAGAAGAUGGGAACAGUUAAAAGGGACUUUAGAAAUGUGGUACAAUUCUUAUGAUACUGCCCUUACUAAUUAAAACAAUUCUUUUCGUUUAUUUUAUUUAGAGUACAUCCUGAAGAGACAGUAUAAGGUAUGUAACAUUGUUUUUUUUAUCUCUUUUUCGUAGCUAAGUUUCUCGCGUCAUGACAUUUAGUAAAGGCUAUAAAGACCACCAACAUGGUAGCAGCCAGCUUUACGGAUGCCUGCGUUAAUAAGGACACCCGUAUAUAACGGACAGUUUUGUUUGCCCCGACAAAAAGCUCAUAUAGUUUUUUCCAAAAUUAACCCACUUAUUGUGGACAAAGGACACUUUUCUCUGUCCCGAGUCACAAACUCUCAUCGUCUACCCGCUUAUGGACUCUGGUUAUCUCCGUACUUUCUAACAAAAACGCGCUUACUGGAAGUUUUCAAAGAUAGAUUGUAAUGCAGGUAGACCGAGUCCGCGUUAUUGUCGAGACAUAAGUUCUUCUGAUAAGAAAGUAAAGUCAUAGCCUCCCCCGCAGACAUUCUUAGGCGUGCGGGGGAGGCUAGUAAAGUCAUGGAUUCCACUGUUGUGUUUAAAAAAAUACUUACUGAAAGGUUCAAUGAUCGCGGGGUUUCUUUUUUUUACAGUUGCGGUUAAGAAAUUAAUAUUUUUUGGUAAAAUGUCUGCUUUAAUCGUUAGAUCUAUAAACAUGCGUCUGUGACGUUUUUUUUUUUUUUUUCUGAGAGCCCGCUUAAUACGGAUAGCCAAAUAAUACGGACAUUAUGGUAUGUCCCUUUGGUGUCCGUAUUAACCGGGUUCCACUGUAAUAAUCCCCGCAUCUCAAUGUGAUUUGUUUUGUCAUAACCGCGGGGUUGCACUGAAACUCAUUUCUCUUAAUCUAUUCCCUACAACCUUUGAGUUAGGUAUGAAUUAUUGCUGCUUGUUUCUUGACUUUCUAAGAUCUCUCUGCACUUGCAAAACACUUUGAUGUACUUCUAUGGCAUGAUGUUCAACUUAUUGGCUUACUGCACAUCGGAUUCACAGCCUUCCGAUUCGUCUGCCGGUGAGUAACAACAAAAUGAACUUGCCCUAAUGGUUUACGGUCAAGUCGCCCCAAGGUCAUCUCGAAACCCGAGUUAUGUCGUCCGAAUGCCGAGUUACGUUCCCCGAAAUUUAGUCUUGUUCUACAACGUCCUAACACGUUAUUACUGUAUACAUUUAUCGCGCUUGUUUCGUCUUAUCAAGUCUAAGAGAACGGGAUAUAUUACUCGUGUAUCGUGCGUAUUUCGCCUCAUCAAGGUUUAAAGCACGCGAUACAGUUGCACCUGAUUACACAUUUUUGGCGCUUGUUUCGUCUUAUUGUUGCUUAAAGAUCGAGAUACAUUAUACACACUACUUUAUUUAUCCGUGUAUCACACCUGAUAAAAUUUCGGGCUGCAUGACUUUUGGGCGACUUGACUGUUUACCUCUAUACGUAGCAUGGCCAUACGUGCAAGAUGUUUUAUGGUUUGUGGUUCAGUAACGUAUUGAAAACAAUUACAAGCUGUCAUUUCCUGACUUGAGCUUUUUCUCAGGGUUUUUCAGUGGCUACUCAAAAUGGACUGUAGUCAUCGUUUUCUGUCAGGUAUGUUUGAACAAAUGUUGUAUUUGCCUAUAUUUGGGCGUGGCUUUAGCACUGCUACACAUGUAUGUCUGGCUUUAAGCCCUUCGUCGCAUCGCGUUUCCACACCAAGUUUAGCUAAAGCGAAGCCAUUUCACCGGUUGACUCUGGGCCUUACGUCAAUACCACUGGUCUGACUUUUUUGCAAGUGUUACUGACCUAAAUUUCUCAACAAAAACCUGCGAGCAAGCUCUCCGGGAACGCCGGGAACGCCGGGAGAGCUUCCCUCGCAGGCUAGUUUCUCAAAUGCUACCUUUUUUAAAUUGCAGGCCAUGAAUGGACUGAUCUUGUCAGCAGUGAUGAAGCAUUCGAGUAAUCUUAUUCGCUUACUUAUCAUUGCCUGUGCAAUGAUUGUCAACACGGCUUUGUCUAUGGCAAUAUUCUCACUCCAACUAAACCUCUACUUUAAUAUUGCAUUUAUCUUGGUUAUCUUGGCUUUGAAACUUUACCAUAGUUAAGCUAAGAUAGACUGCUAAUUAGCAAAGCUUGUCGGCUGUAUAUGCCUAUCAGUUCUGUCACAAGCCGGGACGGGUGGGGAGAAACUCUUCCUCACCCCCACUCGGGCUCAACAACCAAAAUUGUAAAAAAGAGUGAACGUACAACACCCAAUUUCUGACUUUUGAUUUCCGAUUGUUCUUGUCACCUAAACUUCUUCAGAAAUUUACUUCGGCCGCAUUCGGAAAUUUUCGGGCGUCUUCGGAGAGGUUUGGGUCAUUGUCGGAAAUCUUCGCUUUGAUGAGAGGAUAAAAAAUCUCAUCCCUGUAAAGAGCAGUGUACAAUGAAGUGAAAUGUAACGCAUAGGAAGGACGAAUUGACAUUCCCUGUAUACCACAAUGUAUUCGUCUUUUGCAUUUUUCCCAUGUACUAUUAUUAAGAGCGACUCUCUUACAUAGAGGAAAUGAUUCGAAAAUGAUGCUGUACAAUCCCCAAUACAGUUGAAACUUCAUGUCUGACAUCAUUGGUUGGUAUAAGUAAUACUAAACGUUUUCAGAUUAAAUCAAUUUGUAUUUUAAAAGAAGUUGCUUUUAAAAGUAAUUUCGAGCUAUCGCAACUCAUGUAAAUGCGUACUUUAUACCGUACUUAGUAUUUUUAAUCUUAGUUGAUUUAACCGCGGCAGGAUUAGCUCAGUCGGUAAAGCGCUUGACCGCAGAGCGGGAGGUCGCGGGUUCGACUCCCGGGACCGUACCAACACUCAUGGUCUUAAAAUGAGUGAGAAAUGAAGGUACUGCCUUUGCCCUGCAAAUGGCUAGACCCUCGCGUGGCUUGGAUGACCACGUAAAAUGGCCGUCCCGUCUCCAGUAGGAGACGUAAAAAUAGUGUCCUCAUUUAAUGCUUUCGUGCUAAUUACAUUGACACUAAAAUAAAGUGCAUUUUUCUCUAGUUUUCAACCUUACUUGGAG